UGUAAUUCGAAUUUAAAUGCAAGAAUAGUUGUAAACGUUUUCUCCCAAAACAAUCUGUAUGUCAAGAGGGAGUGGAGAGGUGGAACCCUAUAUAGUAAAAAAAAUAACACAACCAAGCGCAUUCCUGAGCGCUUACCCGGGCACCAGGUAGCAAGCUCGUACCGGCCGAGACUCACAGGAUCGUCCAUCACCUCCCGUACAGUAGAGCUCAGUGCAGCUGCAGUCCUACGAGAAGACGCAGGACGUCCUCAUGACAUUAAAGACGAACACAUAGCGGACUCUAUGUGUGGCGGAACGUUGUGGAUUACUACUGGAGAGAGACUCAAUAAGCCGUGUUGUCGUGCGUAAAGUGACGCGCGUAGGAUGAUUAAGUUUCUCACGGUUGCUAUCCUCCUGGUGUGGGCAGUCCGGGGGCGAGUCGUCCACAGGAGGAACACGCCGUGCCCGGACGCCUGCGAUGCGUCAAGGUGCCCCUCUGCCCCCGCGUCCUGCUCAUACGGGCUGACCAAAGACCGCUGCGCCUGCUGCUCCAUCUGCGCGGCCGGAGAGGGCGACUCGUGCGGGGCGGGAGCCGCGGAGUGGACCGGGGAGGCGUGCGGGGACGGGUUGGUGUGCGGUUACGCAGCGGAGGGGGACCGCAGUGAGCGCAGUGCGUGCGUGUGCGUGUCCGGCGGCCUGGUGUGUGGCAGCGACGGGCGGACCUACCCGAGCCUCUGCCGCCUGAGAGCGGAGAACAGGAGGGCCGAGUUCGGCAGGGGCCCUUCGGUCAUCCUAAUGGAGAGGGGCCAAUGCGGUGCAGGCACCAGGCAUCCUGAGAGCAUGCGCUACAAAUUCAACUUCAUCGCUGACGUGGUGGACAAGAUCGCCCCGGCGGUGGUCCACCUGGAGCUCUUCAGAAGCGUGCCGUUCUCUGAGCAGGACGUCCCGGUGUCCAGCGGGUCAGGGUUCAUCGUGUCCGAGGACGGCUGGAUCGUCACCAACGCCCACGUGGUGGCCAACAAGAGGUGCAUCAGGGUGGAGCUUCAGAGCGGCGUGCGCUACGACGCCACCAUCACCGACGUGGACAACAAGCUCGACGUAGCGCUCAUCAAGAUCGACUCUGAGUACCCGCUGCCGGUGCUUCAGCUGGGCCGGUCAUCGGACCUGCGGCCAGGGGAGUUUGUGGUGGCCAUCGGCAGCCCCUUCUCCCUGCAGAACACGGUGACCACGGGGAUCAUCAGCACGGCCCAGAGACACGGAGCCGAGCUGGGCCUCACCGACUCCACCAUGGAGUACAUCCAGACGGACGCCAUCAUCAACUACGGGAACUCAGGAGGCCCUCUGGUGAACCUGGACGGCGAUGUAAUAGGCAUUAACACCCUCAAAGUCACCGCGGGGAUAUCCUUCGCCAUCCCCGCCGACAAGAUACGGCAGUUCCUCGCCGAGUCCUACGACAGACAGACCAAGGGAAGUACAAAGUCGAAGAAGAAGUACAUAGGAGUCCGCAUGCUGCAGCUGUCCCCAUCGAUGAUCCGGGGUCUGAGAGAACGGAGCCCAGACUUCCCCGACGUCACCUCCGGGGUCUACGUCUAUGAGGCCAUCACGGGGGCCGCGGCUGACAGAGCGGGUGUGAUGACCCAUGACGUCAUCCUGAGGAUCAACGGACGGGCGGUGGAAACCACGCAGGACGUGAGCGAGGCCGUUGCCAACGACGACCUACUCUCCGUGGUGCUGAGGAGAGGAGACCGAGACGUCACGCUCACCAUCGUACCGGCCCAGAUAGAUGGGUAGACCCACAGACAGACGGGUAGACCCACAGACAGACGGGUAGACCCACAGAUAGACGGGUAGAUCCAGAUGGGUAGCUCAAGAGACAGUCGGGGAGACGAGAGACAAACGGGUAGAACGAGAGACAGACGGGGAGACGAGAGACAGAUGGGUAAAAUGAGAGACAGACGGGUAGAUUGCAAGAGACAGGUAGAACGAGAGACAGACGGGUAGAAUGAUAGACGGGUAGACAGAGACAGACGGGUAAAACAAGAGAUAGACAGGUAGACUGUGAGACAGAUGGGUAGAAUGAGAGACUAGUUGAUCUCUCCUCUAUGCAUGCUGCCUGUGAUAUAUGUUGGAUUGAUUCUCUUGAAUAUACUGUAUAAUAUUAGGUGAUUACAGAGGUGUUUUACGAAUGUACCAGUCCCGAGUUCUUCUGAGUUCAGGGUUAGUACGAUACAAUGACGUUGGGUAUAUUACAUUGCUUCUUCGAAUGCCCUAAAGAAGUAGAAAAUGAAGGUUAUUUUGGAUGGGGCUCAUUUUUGCAUUGACAGUCUCGUGUACAUGAGAUCCAUGUCCACCUGUAAAGUGUAAAGGACUGAACAUGCAUACUUUGAGACAAAGCUACCAUACUCGUAUCUGUUUAGACCAUUUUAUAUGUACAGAAAAGGCAAUAAAGUUUAUAACUGGAUUAGAAAAACUUUGUCAACGGUCAAACUUAAAGGUAUCACAGCUGUGUUCUCAAAAGGUCUUAAUCGAAUGGACUGCAUUUAUACAGGGUUUUCCUAACCAGUGGCCACUCAAAGUGCUUUACAAAAUUGCCUGUCGUCAAUUCAUGCACACAUUCAGACACCGACAGCGGUGUCAACCACGCAAGGCGACAGCCAGCUUGUUGGGAGUCAGGGUGAGGUGUCGUGCUCAGGGACACCUCGACACUAAAAGGGGGUCUGAACAAGCAACCAUCCAGCCCACUCCACCUCCUGAGCCACAUGCCGGCCCCGUCAAAACCAGUUUGAGAAAGACCUCAGCCAACUGCCCACAUCUUCCCCGGA
Gadus morhua (Atlantic cod) is the source of this 2801-nucleotide messenger RNA. It is a transcript of the gene htra4, whose product is annotated as HtrA serine peptidase 4. Gene Ontology annotation, biological process: positive regulation of apoptotic process; proteolysis; programmed cell death. The coding region runs from base 364 to 1770 and encodes 468 amino acids. Gene Ontology annotation, cellular component: extracellular region. The record is from RefSeq and is a predicted model, not a curated record. Gene Ontology annotation, molecular function: serine-type endopeptidase activity; protein binding. NCBI's taxonomy places the organism in Eukaryota, Metazoa, Chordata, Actinopteri, Gadiformes, Gadidae. The transcript is spliced from 9 exons.